UGUGUUUAAUUUUGCUUUCUCUUUGGGUCUUGGCUAUAUCCAUGGAUACCCAUCCUCAUUUUUGCCCCAUUAAUUCCUCUCAAUUUCUUUUACCCUAAACCCACAAACCCGUUUCCUACAUAAAGCUCAUCCCUUUCAUCACUCCCACACUCUCCUUCCAUGUUCAACCAAUGUCAUUUGUGUUUUUUCAUCUAAUCAAAACCACCCAACAAUAAAGUUUUGAUUUUUAAUCUCACCCUUUUGAUGGUGUUUCUCUAUUAGCACCCCCCAUUUAACCUCCUUCCAUGGCUGAAAGCUUUGACAGUGCUACAUCUAAUCUUCUAUGUUCUGAAACCAAUAGCACAUGCUUUGAUGAGGAUUUGGAAUGCAAUGGUGCUGUUGAUGGUUCUGGAAUCUCAACUUCAUGGGACCACAUGAACCUUAACUUGGACAACUUGGACAACUUGGACAACGUUGGAUCGGAAUCAUUUGUGUGUUUUGUUGCACAGAGUGAGGAAAUUGUGAGGGUUAUGGUUGAGAAAGAGAUUGAACAUUUGCCCAGAGAGGAUUAUUUGAUGAGAUUGCGAAGUGGUGACUUGGAUUUGAGUGUUAGAAGAGAGGCUCUUGAUUGGAUUUGGAAGGCUCAUGCUUAUUAUGGAUUUGGACCAUUGAGUCUUUGCUUAUCGGUGAACUACUUGGAUCGGUUCUUAUCGGCUUAUCAAUUACCGAGAGGUGUGAGUUGGACUGUGCAAUUGUUAGCUGUGGCAUGCUUUUCACUUGCGGCUAAAAUGGAAGAAGUUAAAGUGCCGCAUUGCAUAGAUUUACAGGUCGGAGAACCGAGAUUUGUGUUCCAAGCUAAAACAAUUCAAAGAAUGGAACUAAUGAUAUUAAGCACAUUAGGAUGGAAAAUGCAUGCCUUAACUCCUUGUUCCUUCAUAGACUACUUCAUAUCUAAGAUCAGUUGCGAGAAUCAAGCCGGAAAGUCAUUGAUUGCGAGAUCAGUGCAACUCAUUCUUAACAUAAUCAAGGGUAUUGAUUUCUUGGAGUUCAGGCCUUCUGAAAUUGCUGCAGGGGUAGCAAUUUCUGUUUUGAAGGAACUGCCGGGGCAUGAAGUCGAUAAGGCCAUAGCCGAUUUCGUCAUUGUAGAUAAGGAGAGAGUUCUAAAGUGUGUUGAAUUGAUAAAAGAUCUAUCCUUGAUCAAGGUAGGUGCAUCUAAGUAUACACCAUUUGUGCCUCAAAGUCCUAUAGGGGUGCUUGAUGGAGGGUGCAUGAGUUUUAAGAGUGAUGAGUUAACAAAUGGGUCAUAUCAAAAUUCUUUACAAAAUAGUCCAAAUACUAAAAGGAGAAAAUUUGAUGGACCUUCCAAUGGAUAAUGAUGAAAUGUGAAGUUUGAAAGAGGUGUGUUUGGAUGAAUAAGUUGUUGUUUAUAGUGAGAUUAUUAUUACUAUUAUGAUUACAGAAACAGCUGCAAAAAAAUACUGCAGAGAGAGAGAGAUGCUGCGGUUGGUAGAGAAAAUUUUGAUGAAACAAUGUUGUUGAGGCAUAGCAUAUGUGAAUGAAGUGACAUAUGUAAUAUUUGAGAGGUUAUAAUUGUGUUGUCACAUGUGAA
Molecule: messenger RNA, 1588 nt
Organism: Lathyrus oleraceus (garden pea)
Lineage: Eukaryota; Viridiplantae; Streptophyta; Magnoliopsida; Fabales; Fabaceae
Product: cyclin-D4-1
Exons: 6
Coding region: 285-1352 (355 amino acids)
Source: RefSeq, a predicted model, not a curated record